Molecule: messenger RNA, 1891 nt
Organism: Saimiri boliviensis boliviensis (Bolivian squirrel monkey)
Lineage: Eukaryota; Metazoa; Chordata; Mammalia; Primates; Cebidae
Source: RefSeq, a predicted model, not a curated record
GGAGGACCCGGCGCUGCAGGUGGGGCCGGCGGGGUCCGCGGCCGGGUUUGUCACGGAGGCUGGGUCGCUAGGGCGGGCCAGGUUUCCAGGCUAGCCCACAAGUCCCUAGGAAGCUGCCCCCUGGCCUGGGGAGGGCUGGGAGGAGGCACCAGGGCUCCUCCCGGAGAAGGCAGGCCCGUGGGCCUCAGCUGGGACAUGCCGGGCCUCCCCUGCCUGGCACCCCGGGCCCUGCACCCUGCCAGGGAGGCCAGCCUGAUCCUGGGUCUGCACCUGGAGCCCUGCCAGCUGGCUCCACCACCUCCACCCAUCCGCCUCCUGCCCUCAGAAGCCGUGGUGUGGUCGCCCGGAUCAGAGCUGCAGAGACGAGGCAGUGGCUGCUGUGCUGGCUGCCGGGAGGAGGAGGCCCUCGGUGGUACCCAUGGCUGGCCAGGACCCCACGCUGAGCACAAGUCACCCGUUCUACGACGUGGCCAGACAUGGCAUUCUGCAGGUGGCAGGGGACGACCGCUGUGGAAGGCGUAUUGUCACGUUCAGCUGCUGCCGGAUGCCGCCUUCCCACGAGCUGGACCACCAGCGGCUGCUGGAGUAUCUGAAGUACAUGCUGGACCAGUAUGUGGAGAAUGAUUAUACCAUCAUCUAUUUCCACUACGGGCUGAACAGCCGGAACAAGCCGUCCCUGGGCUGGCUCCAGAGCGCAUACAAGGAGUUCGACAGGAAAUACAAGAAGAACCUGAAGGCCCUCUACGUGGUGCACCCCACCAGCUUCAUCAAGGUCCUGUGGAGCCUCUUCAAGCCCCUCAUCAGUCACAAGUUUGGGAAAAAAGUCACCUAUGUCAACAGCCUGAGUGAGCUCCGUGAACACCUGAAAUGCGAGCAGCUGACCGUCCCCCCCGAAGUGCUGCGGUACGACGAGAAGCUCCAGCGUCUGCACGAGGGCCGGCCGCCACCUUCCGCCAAGACCCCGCCGCCGCGGCCCCCGCUGCCCACCCAGCAGUUUGGCGUCAGUCUGCAAUACCUCAAAGACAAAAACCAAGGCGAACUCAUCCCCCCCGUGCUGAGGUUCACAGUGACGUACCUGAGAGAGAAAGGCCUGCGCACCGAGGGCCUGUUCCGCAGAUCCGCCAGCGUGCAGACCAUCCGCGAGGUCCAGCGGCUGUACAACCAAGGGAAGCCCGUGAACUUCGACGACUAUGGGGACAUUCACAUCCCUGCCGUGAUCCUGAAGACCUUCCUUCGAGAGCUGCCCCAGCCCCUGCUGACCUUCCAGGCCUACGAGCAGAUUCUUGGGAUCACCUGUGUGGAGAGCAGCCUGCGCGUCGCCCGCUGCCGUCAGAUCCUGGGGAGCCUGCCCGAGCACAACUACGUCGUACUCCGCUACCUCAUGGGCUUCCUGCACGCGGUAUCUCGGGAAAGCAUUUUCAACAAAAUGAACAGCUCUAACCUGGCCUGUGUCUUCGGGCUGAAUUUGAUCUGGCCGUCCCAGGGGGCCUCCUCCCUGAGUGCCCUCGUGCCCCUGAACCUGUUCACUGAACUGCUGAUUGAGUACUAUGAAAACAUCUUCAGUGCGCCAGAGGCACCCAGGGGCCAUGGCCUGGCACCGCAGGAGCAGGGGGGCAGGGCCGCCCCUUUGCAGGAGGCUGUGCUGCAGAUACAAGCCACGGCCCUCACCAAGCCUUCCCUACCUCCAAGUCCCCCGACAGCAGCCAGAAGACGCUUCUAGUGUUGCAAGCACUGUAGUGCCAGCUACCUCCCACGCCUGUCUCUGCACUGUGUGUUUUAUAAACUUGCCAUCUGAGGCAUUACAUGAACUCAGAACCUUUGAAUUAAAAUUCCGUGCUUCCGGCCCCUGGACUCUUCUCUGUGGUACCUGAGCUACGGACCGAUAAAAUAA